Solanum stenotomum is the source of this 1208-nucleotide messenger RNA. RefSeq names its product cinnamoyl-CoA reductase 1. Gene Ontology annotation, molecular function: oxidoreductase activity, acting on the CH-OH group of donors, NAD or NADP as acceptor. Lineage: Eukaryota; Viridiplantae; Streptophyta; Magnoliopsida; Solanales; Solanaceae. Bases 31 to 1029 code for a protein of 332 amino acids. The transcript has 5 exons. The record is from RefSeq and is a predicted model, not a curated record.
AUUUCUUUUUCCUCUUAUUAAGAAGUAAGCAUGCCAUCAGAAUCCGGCAAAGUUGUUUGUGUUACCGGCGCCGGAGGUUUCAUUGCCUCUUGGCUCGUUAAACUCCUUCUAGAAAAAGGCUACACUGUCAGAGGAACCGUUAGAAACCCUGGUGAUCCUAAAAAUGGUCACUUGAAGGAACUUGAAGGUGCAAAGGAGAGACUGAUUCUGCUGAGAGCUGAUCUUCUGGAUUAUCAGAGUUUAAGAGAAGCAAUUUAUGGCUGUGACGGGGUUUUCCACACCGCCUCCCCUGUCACUGAUGAUCCAGAACAAAUGGUGGAGCCAGCGGUUAUAGGGACUAAGAAUGUGAUAACAGCCGCAGCAGAAGCCAAAGUUGGAAGAGUUGUGUUUACUUCGUCAAUUGGUACAGUAUACAUGGACCCCAACCGGGCCCCUGAUAAAGUUGUGGACGAGACUUGCUGGAGUGAUCUUGACUUCUGCAAGAAUACUAAGAAUUGGUACUGCUACGGGAAGACGGUGGCGGAAAAGACAGCAUGGGAUGAGGCAAGGGAAAAAGGAGUGGAUUUGGUGGUGAUCAAUCCAGUGUUGGUGCUUGGACCACUACUUCAACCAACAGUGAAUGCUAGUGUUCUUCACAUACUAAAGUACCUAACUGGCUCUGCUAAAACAUAUGCCAAUUCAAUUCAGGCCUAUGUUCAUGUUAAGGAUGUGGCACUAGCCCACAUACUUCUCUAUGAAGCUCCUUCUGCAUCUGGCCGCUAUAUCUGUGCUGAGAGCGUCCUUCAUCGCGGCGAUGUGGUUGAAAUUCUCGCCAAAUUCUUCCCGGAGUAUCCAAUACCUACCAAGUGCUCGGAUGAAACGAGGCCAAGGGCAAAACCGUACAAAUUCACGAACCAAAAGCUAAAGGACUUGGGUUUGGAGUUUACGCCAGUGAAACAGUGCUUAUAUGAGACAGUGAAGAGUCUGCAGGAGAAGGGUCACCUUCCAAUUCCUACUCAAAAUGAUGAACCUAUUAAAAUUCACUCUUAAUUAACUGGUAUUAAGGGAAAGUUGACCGUAGCUUUUUCCCUUUUUAUGUACCAAAUUAAAAUAAAAUAUAAAAAAGAGCUACUACGUGUGCUUAUGAAAUGUUUGUAGUAUUCCUAAUUUGGCGUUUCAAAAAAAGUGUUACUUCAAAGAAAAAAAGUCCCAAUAUAUAUUCUCAUAUU